Messenger RNA from Procambarus clarkii (red swamp crayfish), 2160 nucleotides. The record is from RefSeq and is a predicted model, not a curated record. NCBI's taxonomy places the organism in Eukaryota, Metazoa, Arthropoda, Malacostraca, Decapoda, Cambaridae.
AUGGCGCUGAAGGAGAAGAACAAACUAGCUGGGAAUACGAAUGACUGCAGCCGGCACUCCUCGAUGGCGCCCCGGGCGCUCCCAAGGCUGCCCAAGAAAAUCUUACAGGAUGGCUUCACAACUCUUCCGUCCUGCCGUCCAGGACUUGAGACCACACGUUUCCAGCUUGACUCCACAACUGAAACGUCAGCACACUUCCUUCCUCUUGAAGGUGCUGAGGUUGAUGAAGGUGCUGAGGUUGAUGAAGGUACUGAGGUUGAUGAAGGUGCUGAGGUUGUUGAAGGUGCUGAGGUUGAUGAAGGUGCUGAGGUUGAUGAAGGUGCUGAGGUUGAUGAAGGUGCUGAGGUUGAUGAAGGUGCUGAGGUUGAUGAAGGUGCUGAGGUUGAUGAAAGUGCUGAGGUUGAUGAAGGUGCUGAGGUUGAUGAAGGUGCUGAGGUUGAUGAAGGUGCUGAGGUUGAUGAAGGUGCUGAGGUUGAUGAAGGUGCUGAGGUUGAUGAAGGUGCUGAGGUUGAUGAAGGUGCUGAGGUUGAUGAAGGUGCUGAGGUUGAUGAAGGUGUAGUGGUUGUUGAAGAUGUUGUGUCUGUUGAAAGUGUUGUGUCUGUUGGAGGUGUUGUGUCUGUUGAAGGUGUAGUGGUUGUUGAAGAUGUUGUGUCUGUUGAAGGUGUAGUGGUUGUUGAAGGUGUUGUGGUUAUUAAAGGUGUUGUGGCUGUUGAAGGUUUUGUGCCUGUUGAAGGUGUUGUGGUUAUUAAAGGUGUUGUGGCUGUUGAAGGUGUUGUGUCUGUUGAAGGUGUUGUGGUUAUUAAAGGUGUUGUGGCUGUUGAAGGUGUUGUGUCUGUUGAAGGUGUUGUGGUUAUUAAAGGUGUUGUGGCUGUUGAAGGUUUUGUGCCUGUUGAAGGUGUUGAGGUUGUUGAAGGUGUUGUGUCUGUUGAAGGUGUUGAGGUUGUUAAAGGUGUUGAGGUUGUUGAAGGUGUUGUGUCUGUUAAUGGUGUUGUGUCUGUUGAAGAUUUUGUGUCUGUUGAAGAUUUUGUGGUUGUUGAAGUUGUUAAAGGUGUCGUGGGUGUUGAUGUAGCAACAGCAACAACAGAUGUUGUUGCUGUUGCAGGUGUUGUGACUGAUGAAAGUGUUGUGAUUGAUGAACAUAUUGUGAUCGAUGAUAUAGUGAUUGUUAUUGAUCUGAACACAAACCAGGCAUCAGACAGUAAUACAGACCAGGCAUCAGGCAGUAACACAGUCCAGGCAUCAGACAGUAAAUCAGAACAAGCAUCAGAGAGUAACACAGACCAGGUAUCAGUCAGUAACACAGACCAGGAAGCAGACAGUAACACAGAGGAGGCGUCACAUAGUAACACAGACCGGGCAACAAACAGAAACAUUGACCAGGCAUCACAUAGUAUAAAAGACCAGGCAUUAAAUAACCAGGCAUCAGACUAUGUCACAGACCAGGCAUCGGACAGUAUCAAAGACCAGGCCUCAGACUGUAUCCCAGACUAUGCAUCAGACUGUAUCACAGACCUCGCAUCAUAUAGAAACACAGACCAGGCAUCAGACAGUAACUCAGACCAGACAUCAGACAAUAACACAGACAAGACAUCAGACAAUACAGACCAGGCAUCAGACAGAAACACUGACCAGCCAUCAGACUGUACCACAGACCAGGCAUCACAUAGUAAUUCAGACCAGACAUCAGACAGUAACACACACAAGGCACAAGACAGAAAGACAGACCAGGCAUCACAUAGUAACAGAGACCAGGCAUUACAUAGUAACAGAGACCAGGCAUUACAUAGUAACACAGACCAGGAAUCACAUAGUAACGUAGACCAGGCAUCAGAUUGUAACACAGACCAGGCAUCAGACAGUAACACAGACCAAGCAUCAGACGGAAACUCAGACCAGGCAUCACAUAGUAACACAGCCCAGGCAUUACAUAGUAACACAGACCAGGCAUCAGACAGUAACACAGUCCAGGCAUCACAUAACAACACAGACCAGGCAUCAGACAGUAAUACAGACCAGGCAUCGGACAGUAACACAGAUCAGGCAUCGGACAGUAACAUUGACCAUUUGUCACAUAGUAACACAGACCAGGUAUCAGACAGUAACACAGAACAGACAUCAGUCUGCAUCAGAGACCAGGAAUUACAUAGUAACACAGACUAG